Haemonchus placei is the source of this 2910-nucleotide messenger RNA. The record is from the annotation of a GenBank genome assembly. Lineage: Eukaryota; Metazoa; Nematoda; Chromadorea; Rhabditida; Trichostrongylidae.
AUGACACCAGCGGCUCCAUUUGAAGCACUGUUACCUAAAGCAAGAUUUCGAAACCUACAACAACGUGCUUUCGGAUCAGCUUGUGCUACUGUGAAUGGCAUUAAGAAGGCGUCAAAGAUGAAAAUCGAAAACAAAGGGUCACUGCAAUCUUUAUGCCAAGGAAUGGAAAGCUGUGAAGAAGUGGAUGACCAUUCCCCAAGGCGUGGACAUUUUUUCCAUCGGUCAAAUAGUAAUGAUGGCACCCCGAGCACAUCAAGGUGCUUAGGUGACAGCCAUAUUGAAGUCAGCGAUGAAGAUCAUGAUGUGUGUUCUUCUCGACGUGAACAUGUGAAGAAAGCAGAAGCUGUUGGGUCUAAAGGGCGACGUGAAAUAAAAAUAGACGAACACUACAUGAAAGAAGAAUGCAUAGAUUCCAUACUUGAUGAUCGCUAUCCCUUUUUGGAUGGUAAUAACCACCGGAACUACUAUAUCAUCAGAAGUGAUGGACGGCUUGCAGAAGUUUUUCGCACAGACCUUUUUGAUAGGCUUCGGAAGGGAAUAGGUGCUAAUGAGGAAAGCGAUGAUGACGAUGUGCCUGGCAAUGGUUUAGCACGGAUGACAGAUAGGUGGCGCGCAGAGUGGAGCAAUGGCAUCCAGAUUCCUCUUCGGGCAGUUAAUCCAAACCCGGCUGAAGUUCGGAAGGCUGUUGUUAAAAGGAUGUCAUCUAAGCUCAGUCGCAUUCUUCGAGAAAGGCACGAGGUUAUAAGGGAAUUUCUGGCAAACCCUUACGAUCCCAUUAGAAACACACCUCUUCGCCUCUACGAAUGCACCAUUUUGGAUGAGUUGUGGGUAAAGCUUUUCAACGAGCAGCAGAUGCGCAACGGUAGCACUCAGUUGUCUAUGGAAGUAUUUCUGCAAGUAAUGAACUCGUUUGAAGUAGAGUGUUACAAGAAUAUUCACCGAAAACUCCUGGAACCGCUUCACUCUCCAAGUUCACGACUGGAAGAUGGCGAUGAGGAAGCUGCUUGUGACAUCUGUCUAGCGGUCGAUAGUGAGCCUGAUGAUGAAAUGGUAUUCUGUGACGGUUGUAAUUUAUGUGUUCAUAUGUCCUGUUAUGGUUUGCAAGAGUUGCCACCCGACGAAUGGUUGUGUAUGAAAUGCCGGCUGUGUUUUGGACGUAAUCCUCCCUGUGUGUUAUGUCCAACUAUAGGCGGUGCAUUGAAGUGCACAGACACGAAUCAAUGGGCACACGUAGUGUGCGCGUUAUGGAUACCCGAAUGCCGGUUCGGCGAUUUCGAAAAACGAGAACCCGUAACUCGCUUGCACGAGAUAAAGGAAGAAAGAUGGAGUGCCAAAUGUUCGAUAUGUGACACAAGGCAAGGUGCUUGUAUCAAAUGUUCUGUAGAUUCCUGUCUAUCGUCCUUUCACGCCACAUGUGCUCUUCGUAGCGGAUUAGAAAUGCGAAUCGAGCAGGAUCCGGUUGAUGACAGAAUUCACAUGAUAUCACUAUGUCCAAAGCAUCGUUCUGCGAAACCUUUCAAGAAGGAUGUUGAUGAGGCUUGUGAACCAAGUCAGGCUGCGUCUGAUGAUGAAACUACCGGGCACGAUGGUUUCAGUCCUUUGGCAAAGCUCGAGCAAUCUUGUUACGAGUUUGUUGAUCCUGCGGCCACCGCUGCAGAGUUAAAAGUGGAUUUGGUGCAAGUACAGGAAGUGUUUGCCUACUGGGUGAAAAAGCGCCUCCAUCUCAAUAAGGGAAGACCGCUUAUCGAAAAUCUUCAAGAUGAAAUCAAAGUGGUGGAACCGGAACCUCCGCAGCUCGAGUUGCCCGCAUACAAUGAAUCAAAUGUUUCGCCACCCGUUCAAGUCAAAAGGAAACGCGGCCGUCCAAGGAAAAAUCCAGUUGAGCAAGGUGCGACGGUGUCAGUUACUGAGAACAAGGCCGAUGAUUUGGAGAAGCUGCAUGCAAAGCAAAGGUUGGAACACUCCCUCGUUCAGGGAAGACAACUUCUUGAUUUGGUGGUGAGGAAGUGCAAGGAACAGCGGAAUUAUUUGAACGCUCAUAUGGGUGCACUGUUGCUAAUCACAGAGCAUCUUUCGAAGCCGCUCCCACUCAGCCACAGGAAAGACAAAUAUUUAAACGAUACUUUGCAGAGCAUUUGUUUGAAAGAAGUAAUAGAUGAAGGUGAACGGCGUGCUGAUGAAAUAUGUGGUCUUAGCGAAAUGGUAACAUCAAGAUAUGAUCAGCGGCAAUCGUCGGAGUCGACUCCUGUUUCUACAUCAUCAUCGGAAUCAUAUCAUCCCCCUACUCUACGAAAUAGUUCAUCCGCUAUGCAAAAGAUUUAUGCUGGCAAUAAUCCAAUCCCGCCGUCCGAUUCAGUGCCUUGUCGAUCACGUUCGAAUCUUAAGAAAAAUCCGAAAAGAGGUGUUAAUACGAAGCAGCCGCGUGACGAGUCUGAAGAUUUCGAGGAGCAAAGUCGUAAUCGUCGAAAGAGUUUAAGGAGUUCAGACAAGCCUGUCGAAAAUGGAAUUGAAGAAGUCUUAUCUCGGACCCGGGAUCUUGAAGCUGGUCCUAUUAACGAGAACGGAAUUGAAUCGUCGUCACAUACUCCAACUACUCACCAUAAAAAUGAGAAGGUUGUCGUUGUGGAUCCAAAUGCUGCGAGUAUUACUAGCACAGCAGAUGAGCAGGGAGAUAUCAGUAUAAGCCACGAUACAUCUAUGGAGAUAAAGAAUUCCUCUUCAAAGGUUUCAAGAAGACAGUCUCGACUGCGGCAUAGGUCUGAUUCGAAAGCUGCUGCCAAUUCACCGAAAUCGCCUUCUCCGAAACGCCAGCGAAGUACGCAAGCGAUCGACACAAAGCUGAGACUGUUAAAGUCGUUGAAUCUGAAAAACGCAAACAAGGACUUUAAAAACCGGUGGGGUAUUUCUUGA